Pyrus x bretschneideri (Chinese white pear) is the source of this 2564-nucleotide messenger RNA. Its product is annotated as DEAD-box ATP-dependent RNA helicase 7-like. Gene Ontology annotation, molecular function: ADP binding; helicase activity; RNA binding. NCBI's taxonomy places the organism in Eukaryota, Viridiplantae, Streptophyta, Magnoliopsida, Rosales, Rosaceae. The transcript is spliced from 11 exons. Gene Ontology annotation, biological process: defense response; signal transduction. The record is from RefSeq and is a predicted model, not a curated record. Bases 96 to 2219 code for a protein of 707 amino acids.
UUUUCGGUGAUCCAAUUUGUAGAUAAAUUGAGUAUUUAUGUUCCAACAUUCCUCUUACUCUUGGCUGCUCGAUCAUCGCCGACCAGGUGCGAUUAAUGGCUUCUUCUUCCUUCUUCCUUCUUCUUCUUCUUCUUCUUCUUCUUCUUCUUCGUCUUCUUCUUUUUGUCAGGGGCUUUGUCAGCCAUCACUACAAAGCUCUGCGUCAGAAACCAAUCAACACCUCUUCUUCUUCCUCCUCCUCCUCCUCCUCUGGUCUUCGUUGGAAAUACGAUGUGUUCAUCAAUUUCAGAGGGGAAGACACUCGCAGGGGCUUCGUCAGCCAUCUAUACAGAGCUCUGCGUCAGAAACCACUCAACACCUUCAUUGAUACCGAAGAGCUCAGAAAAGGCGACCGCCUUUCCGAGCUCCUGACAGCGAUUCGAGAGUCAAGGCUUUCGAUUGUAGUUUUCUCUCAAAACUAUGCUUCUUCCACUUGGUGCUUGAAGGAACUCGUCGAAAUUUUGGAAUGCAACGAUAACAAGAACCAAAUUGUGGUCCCCAUUUUCUACGAAGUCGAUCCAUCCGAUAUUCGUAAACUCAAAGGAAGUUUCGCCGAAGCUUUUGAUCGGCAUGAAGGCCAUUCUAACGCCAACAUGGAGGAGGUGCGGAGCUGGAGGUCCGCCCUUACUCGAGCCACCAAUUUAUCCGGCUGGGAUUCGCGAAACUAUGAGGAUGAUGCAAAGCUUAUUGAGGAAAUUGUAGAAUAUGUUUACAGGAAAUUGAUCCACAUCUCAUCAACAUCAAGUAAAGCUAAAGGUUUGAUUGAAAUGGAUUCUCAUAUGCAUGAAAUGCAUUUAUUAUUACAUCCUCCUGGGGUUGAAACAAAUGAUGUUCGUGUUGUUGGAAUAUGGGGUAUGGGUGGUUUAGGCAAAACAACCAUUGCUAGAGCUGUCCGUGAUGAAAUCGCUAGUCAAUUUGAAGCUUGUUGCUUUCUUGAAAAUGUCAAGGAGGGUUUCAUGAAGCAUGGCCAACUACAUAUGCAGACACAACUUCUAUCGAGUAUCUCAAACAACAAGGUGGGGAGUUCCAACAUUUUGGAUAAAGGUUUCCAGAUUUCUUCUAGGUUUCUCAAACCAGAUAAGAAAACUGUAGAUCUUGUUGGUAAUGAAAAAAUGAAGGCCAGCACCAAUGUUAGGCAUAUUGUUCUUCCUUGCUCCAGUUCAGCAAGGUCGCAACUUAUUCCUGAUAUCAUACGUUGUUAUAGCAGUGGAGGACGCACAAUUAUUUUCACCGAGACAAAGGAAGCUGCUUCUGGACUUGCUGAGGCGUUGCCUGGAGCCCGAGCUUUGCACGGGGACAUACAGCAGGGCCAGCGUGAGGUCACACUUGCUGGUUUCAGGUCUGGCAAGUUUUUGACAUUAGUCGCCACAAAUGUGGCAGCGCGUGGACUGGAUAUCAAUGAUGUUCAAUUAAUUAUCCAGUGUGAACCCCCACGUGAUGUAGAAGACUAUAUCCAUCGAUCUGGACGCACAGGGAGAGCAGGAAAUUCUGGAGUUGCUGUCAUGCUUUAUGAUCCAAGAAGGUCAAAUUUUUCAAAAAUCGAGAGGGAAUCGGGGGUGAAAUUUGAACACAUUUCUGCUCCUCAGCCACUUGAUAUAGCUAAAGCAGUAGGUCAAGAUGCAGCAGAAAUGAUAACCAAAAUUUCUGAUGGUGUAAUUCCUGCUUUCAAGUCUGUUGCCGAGGAGCUACUUAACACCUCUGGCCUAUCUGCAGUAGAUCUACUGGCUAAAGCACUAGCUAAAGCUGCUGGCUACACUGAGAUAAAGAAAAGAUCACUUCUUAGCUCUAUGGAGGACCAUGUCACAGUACUUCUCGAGGCUGGAAAGCCCAUUUAUUCACCGUCUUUUGCUUUUGGUGUCUUGAGGAGAUUCUUGCCCGAGGAGAAGGUUGAGUCAGUGAAGGGUAUGGCACUAACAGCUGAUGGAAAUGGUGCAGUUUUUUAUGUGGCAUCUGAAGAUUUGGAUUUGUUUCUUGCUGGUCAGGAAAAUGCAGCUAAUGUGAGCAUAACGGUGUUGAAAUCACUGCCUUAUUUACAAGAAAAAGAAUCAAGGAAUACAAGAUUUGGCGGUGGUGGAAGGUUUGGCCGUGGAGGUGGAGGAGGUUUUCGAAAUGAUAGGUAUUCCAACAACCGAUCCGGUGGUGGUGGUGGUGGUGGGAGAGGUCGCGGCAACAGAUGGUGAAGCGCAAUAUAAACCGGCUCCUUUCAAGUAAGCUGUUGUGAGCAACAAAUAAUAUCAAAAGGUUGCAUUCACGAUGGUUUCAACUGGCGGAGGUACUAAAAGCCAGUUGAUCCGAGUGGAGGGGCAGGAGUAUAUUUUGACAAUGAAGAAAAUAUUCGGUAGGUUGAGGGCCUCGAUUGGCUCGUUACAACGACAUCAUUUUUUCUGCGUAUAGCAUAUUCUGUCAACCCCCUUCUCUAUUUUAUCGUUCAUUUUUGUUCAAUUUUCUUUUUCAGCAUUUUUUUUAUGCUCUUAAUAGUGUAAGAACACUUUUUUGGAGUGUAAGAACACUAUUUUAUCGUUCAA